Messenger RNA from Notolabrus celidotus (New Zealand spotty), 2164 nucleotides. Its product is annotated as protein FAM124A. The transcript is spliced from 4 exons. Lineage: Eukaryota; Metazoa; Chordata; Actinopteri; Labriformes; Labridae. The record is from RefSeq and is a predicted model, not a curated record. The coding region runs from base 180 to 1874 and encodes 564 amino acids.
GCCGCCUGUUGCUCGAACAAGUCAACCAGACUGUUCGCUGCAGGUCAGGAGGUACGAGCCCGACCUGUAUAAGCUGUCUGCCCGUUCAGAUAACUGCCUGGUCGUUUCUAUGACUUGUUUAGUGUCAACAUUGGACUUAAAAACAAUGAAGCUGACUGCUGACCAGCCGAAACAGUGAGAUGGAGAAAACCUUUGCAGAAGAUGACUGUGUGGAUUCAGGAGCUGAGACCGGAGGGUCUGAUUACAGUCCCUUGUCCUCAACGAGCAUAUGUGGAGGUGAGUUAUCCAUGGGAGAGCUCCAGGACCCCUUCCUCGUCAGCGUCCACCUCAUCGUAGACCCCGGUCAGGGAAAGCUCCUCCAACAUGCUGCUGAUGUCGUCCUGGCCUGGGUUCACCCUGAGCUGCAGCUCUUCAGAGUUUCAGAGCGGGCCUCUGUCUCCCAGCGAGCACGACCAAAGCACCAACAGAACGGCCUCCUGGAAGUAGUCUCCCAGCCGGCUAUGGCGGUCAUCCUCUUCCUUCAGGAGGGAUACGGAGGAGAGGAGCAGAUUCUGAGGCUGCACCGCGCCCUGCAGAAGCCGCCAUGGCGCUACCACCACACAGAAAGAGUCAGUAACGGCCGGCGGAUGCUUCCUUUGUCACCGUGCAGUCAGGACUUCUUCACUCUGUCUCCUGGGACGCCGCUCUGGGCUGUGCGCCAGGUGCAUUAUGGGAAAGAAAUUGUGAGAUUUACAGUUUAUUGCAGACAUGAAAAUUACGUGGACAUGGUGCGACUUUACAGGCUGCUGCUCCAGCGCAGAGUGGCACAGAAAAAGGAGGACUUCUGCUUCUUUGUGGUUUACUCAAACCCUGAGAUGGAGAUUCAGCUGUCGUUUAAGAGACUCCCACGAGGGGAGAGUCCGGUGGUGCUGGACUCAGCCGUGAUGGAAGUGAGGGUACGAGAUGUGGGGGCGCUGGUGCCUCUGCUGCCGCACCCCUGCAGCCCGAUUAGUGAGGUCCGCUGGCAGACUGAGGACUACGAUGGGAACAAGAUCCUACUGCAGAUCCAGGGCUCACUCUUCAAACUCCAUCAGGAUCCCUCCCUCAUAUCCUCCACUAUCACUGAAUCAGACUCCGCUCCACCCACCUUCCCUCGCAGCAGCUCCUCCUCCUCCUCCAAGAACCGCCGCCACCACCACCACCGGUCCACAUCCCGUCCCAGAGUCCACCAGACCCCCCACGCCUCCCAUGCUCUUGUCUACGAGGAGCUGGACGAGGAGGCACAGUGGGCCGAGCACCACUACCCGGACAGCUGGAGGUCAGGGUGGAGGGGCCACAGAUCCGGAUCCCUCUUCUCUCUACCUAACAUGGGCUCUGGUAGCUCCCGCUCCACCUGCUCCUCUCCUGGUCCCUCCCCCAGCAUCCAUCACAGGAGCCACUCCCUGAAUAGACGCUCCUCUCUUAUCCCGCCUUUCAAACUCAAUGUGGACGCUCUGGUCGGGGCGGAGGAGACGGAUGUGGACACAGGGGACAAAGUGAACUCAGUCAGCAGUGUGGACCUCUCUGUGGUGUCUGCGUACAUCAAAGCCAGCCUGCCACAGACUCCUCGGCCAGUUUCAGCUCAGUCUGAUGACUUUAAAACCUCCCUCUCUCCCAGCAUCUCUGAGAACAUUUACAAAUCAUCCACACUGAGGCGGACUCCCAACAGCUUCAGCAACAGCAGCACUCCCUCCACCCUGAUAGCGUCUCGUAUGAACAGCCCGAGUGUGAGCAUGAGUGCUGCACCAUCUCUGAGCGACGUUUCCAUAAACCACUCGGACAGCUGCAGCAUCAUCAGCGCUCAGAUAGAAGAGGCGGAGGAGACAGUGAUGGAGGAGGAAGAGUUUUAUAUUUAAUGUGUUCCUCUGAGCUGAGAGGACUCACUCGAGCCAGUAUUGACACAGCUCUACUCCGCCCCCUGGUGGUGAAACUGGAGUGAAGCAGAAACUUAUUUCAUGUUCUUGUAAUUGUUGAUGUUGCUCUUUUUGCAUGUAGAUUUAUGCUUCAAAGCGGUAAAUGUGAGGUUAUGUAUGGAGAGAAAAUUGACACAUUUAAAGGUGAACUACAUUACUAUGUACAGAUGUGUUAUCAAUAAACCUGUCAUACACACAACCAAAUUAAAGGUAGGUUUUUUGACUUUGGUGUA